Molecule: messenger RNA, 2484 nt
Organism: Sycon ciliatum
Lineage: Eukaryota; Metazoa; Porifera; Calcarea; Leucosolenida; Sycettidae
Product: zinc finger protein GLI2-like
Exons: 1
Coding region: 70-1875 (601 amino acids)
Biological process (GO): regulation of transcription by RNA polymerase II
Molecular function (GO): RNA polymerase II cis-regulatory region sequence-specific DNA binding; DNA-binding transcription factor activity, RNA polymerase II-specific
Source: RefSeq, a predicted model, not a curated record
GCUCACUUGAACCUAAGGAACAAACCAACAUACUGCACGUUUUCGUUUCCUUGCUUUGAAUCUAUCAUUAUGUUUGCUACGCAGCGCCAGGAGGCACCAAAGCUAAGAUUCCGCUCGUUCGGAGACGAGGACGACCAGAAAUUCGUCAAAGAACGACUGGUUUUGUCACCACCAGCACACAGCAGCCCGCCAUCAUCAAAGCUCGCUUCUCCACUCGUACCCGAAAGGUUGCCGGCGGCAACGGGACUAGCAGAAGUGGCUGGCCAUACUCUGCUCGGCGCUCUGCAAACUCCACCGCCUAGUGCACCUAUCCUUACAAGCAGUCAUCAUCAGUGCGCCUUCGACUUCCAACUUCCUGUCCAUCACACCUCCAUUCCGACCAGCUUUGCACCAUUCUUCUGCUCAACCAACAUACCCACCCAAACCAGCGCUCCCAACUUCGUUGCCAGUCCUCUUUCUGCUGCAUCGCUCUCACCGACGUCGUCCUCUUCAUCAUCUCUGUACCUGGACGAUACGUGGGCGGAUGAUGCAUCGGACGAGGCCGUUGAAUACUUCAUGAGAGAGUAUGACGAGAUCAAGUCCCAGUAUUCGUUGGAUGCUACGGUCACUCCUGUUACUGCUUAUGCCCACGUAAAACCAGCACCUUCACCGAUGCACCAGGAGCAGGCCGUCGAGCGUCCACUCAGUCCGCUCACCUUCGAGCCAGUUGAUACGGACUUAGCGCUGGCGUUCGGGCAACAUGAUCUUCCAGGCGUGUCUGUGGCUAGCACAAUGAGUUCAUUUCCAUCCACCCCCACACCGCUUGAUAAACCUUCGACGGUGUCGCCUGCCACGUUGACGACAACCACGUCUCAAAGCACGCUGUCUUCGAUCGAAGAAGAGAAUGCGACCUCAGCUACGACUGGCCUUGCUGAGCCUGCCAGCGACAGCAAGCCAACUUCCCAGUCCAAGAGCUCAUCACGGAGGCGACAGACUAGCACCACCCGUAAGUCCAGCUGCUGUACAUCCUGCAGUAGUACCAGCAGCAGCAGCGGCAGCCACAAACAACCCAAAGCCAAGGCCAAGGCAGCCACCACCAGUGCUGAGGCCACCCUCAGUAGCACCAAGAAGAAGCGGACGACGUCGACGAAGCGUGCUGACUGCACCACGGCGAAAGCAGAGGAGCCUUCUUCAUGCUCACCAUUGGCGGGCAGCAAGCCUGACAGCUUGUCUGGCAUUCUGAACGAUUGCACGGGUCUACCCUUGUGCAACAUCAUUGAAAUGGAACGCACUGAUCUGGAAGAGGACACGGAUAAGGGGCGGAGAAAGCAUCGCAGCUUAACCUACAAGCUAUACGCAUGUACGUGGGAGAAUUGCAACAAGAUCUACAACAAGUCAUCGCACCUCAAAGCUCACCUGCGCCGCCAUACCGGUGAAAAACCCUUCGUCUGCGACUGGCAAGGCUGCAGCUGGCGAUUCUCCCGCAGUGACGAGUUGGCUCGUCACAAGCGAAUGCAUCUGGGAAUCAAGCCCUUCCAGUGUAAGAUGUGCGAGAAGAGAUUCUCACGCUCCGACCACCUAAGCAAGCACCUGCGCAUCCAUGCUGCGUGUGCUGCAGCUGGCCAGCCGUUCUGCAACAACCCAAGGCGCAAGAGGCAGAGCAAGGCUAAGGCCGGCGCUGCUUCUAACCUUGCCGUCUCCGCACAAGCACUAGCAUCAGUCACCAGUGCAUAUAACGCACCAGACCAAUCCGCACAAAGUCUGCCUUCAUCUCCUUUGCAGUCACCCGACACUAUCGCAAUCUUCAAGAUGCCCGAGUCUCCUAUCUCGCCUCCGGAUUAUCCCAACCUUCAGCUCCCUGACCUACCCAAUUCUGUCCAAGCGGUCGCAUACUAAACAUCGUCCACAUAUUCGAUGAAGGAAGUUCUAUUUGGACUUUGAAAUUUUAUCAGCGAAUUCUAUCCUGCUAAAGCCAUCAAUGAAUUAUUCUGCAAUACGAACACUUGCCUUUCAUAGGUGUAUUUGGUUCCUCUGAGUUUAUGCCUUAUUUUUCCUCCCAGUUCCAGAUCCGCAGUAGAUCUUAGGACCCCUACAGUACACAUAGUUCUAUGUCACAAGGACAAUGCUAAUAGACGUAUAGCUCUGUUGCAAUUGUACAGUGUCGAAGAUCAACAUGUACAUACCUACAUGAAUCUGUGAUGAGCUCUCUUUUUGACAUAUCUGCUUCUUCAUUGGUGCGCUUAUUGUCCAAUUCCUCGAGUCGCGUUUAUGUCUUCACACGCGUUUGUGUUUCUGCAAAUUGAUGUAUUCACAUCGUGAACCAUAUUCUCCUCCACUGUUCACUGCGACUUCACCAUCGUGUGCAUGCUGAACUUGUACAUAACCAACUAUAGCCAAUAUUAUUCGCCCCCUGAACGCAAAAUUGUACUUGCCCAUUGACGCACAAAUCUCCCGCUUUAGAAUGUCACAAAGUGAUUGGUAUAAUUAUUAGUCUAUAUGAACACA